AUGUUCCAUCACCAGCAACAAUUACUGGCUACCCUGUCGACGAGGUGCUUCUUACAAACGACAGUCAACGACUGCUCAUCUACUGUAGGCCAAUUCCUCGACACCGUCCGCACUCCAAGGUGUAAAUGCACGCUUUUCACCACUGACCCCGGAUUUACAGUCGACUUGGACUUGAGUCCUCAUCUGACCAUCGCAGUCGAUGGCACGGAAAAUCCUUUCCGAGUACAUGUAUUGCCGCUGGCCUAUCAACACACGGGCGUGCUCCAUGCUGUUCUGGGACUGUCCGCGUGCCACUUGCACCUGUCGUCGUCAGGCGCUGCUCGGGUUGAGAUGGCGACUGCCUUACAGCAUCGCGUUGCUGCGUUAAAUAUCCUUGCUUUGCUUCUGGGCAAGGAAGAAGUUCAUGGACUUACCGCCGCCGAAGACGAGGCGGUGCUUGCUAUCGUUUUGCUGUUAGUCCUUCACGACGUGAGUUUACUGAUACAACCAUCCUCAACUUGCUGGAGCCCAUCUCUGCGAUACCUCGUCGCAAAUGGCUUCGUUGAUGAUCAUAUCUGCGAACUGGGGAUAUCCUCUCACGCCAUCCAUCUUACUGGAGUCUCGUUUCUCUGCGGAAGAGUUGCUUCGUCCUCCGCGGCGUCGAAGCGAUCUAAGGCAACAAUGUUCUUUCUUUCGGCCCUUUCUUGGCUGGAUGUAGUAAGAGGCUUCAGCGGCGCCGAAAAGCUUACCUACCCAGAGGAUGUUCGAAGAUGUAUUCUGGACACCAUGAGCCCGCACGCUGGGUUACACAUCUUGGUCGGCUGUCCACCAGCCAUCUUCUACCGCAUUGGACUUGUUAUCGCAGCAGCAAAGCGCCAUUUAGAGGGAAGCUUGUCUGUCGCCGAGUUCCAAACUAUUUUGGGAGACGCAGAAGCCUUUCUACGUGCGAUCGAUUUGGAAGCAAUUGAGUACCCUACCGAGCACCCCGAGUGGAAGCAGCUCGCAGAAGCAUAUCGACAUGCUUGUCUUCUGAGGACUAUGCGUUGGCCAGACACAUUCUCCAUACCUUGCGAAGACGGGAGAAUCAGAGCAUCGGUUACAGCCAUAUUUGACUGUUGUGCUAAUGUGUCAAUGGGCUCUUCAUUCUACAAGCGGUUACUUUUCCCACUGUUCCUCGCUGCAUCCGACACGUCGAUCAGCUAUGAAACACAUUACGCCAGCCUAUGCAUUGACGAGAUACGACGGUCCACAGGGUUCCGACAUGCCGCUAUGAUGGAGGUUCUCGAAGGUGUAUGGGAAGAGAGAAAACGGAAGACUCAAGGGUGGACGAACGUUCCUUGGAUGGAAUUCGUAAGCCAAUGA
This is a messenger RNA of Colletotrichum higginsianum IMI 349063, 1341 nucleotides long. Its product is annotated as C6 zinc finger protein. Lineage: Eukaryota; Fungi; Ascomycota; Sordariomycetes; Glomerellales; Glomerellaceae. Bases 1 to 1341 code for a protein of 446 amino acids. Gene Ontology annotation, biological process: positive regulation of transcription by RNA polymerase II. The transcript has 3 exons. The record is from RefSeq and is a predicted model, not a curated record. Gene Ontology annotation, molecular function: transcription cis-regulatory region binding; DNA-binding transcription factor activity. Gene Ontology annotation, cellular component: nucleus.